This is a messenger RNA of Harmonia axyridis, 2849 nucleotides long. Its product is annotated as phosphatidylinositol-binding clathrin assembly protein LAP-like. Gene Ontology annotation, biological process: synaptic vesicle budding from presynaptic endocytic zone membrane; clathrin-dependent endocytosis; clathrin coat assembly. Gene Ontology annotation, cellular component: extrinsic component of presynaptic endocytic zone membrane; clathrin-coated vesicle; clathrin-coated pit. Lineage: Eukaryota; Metazoa; Arthropoda; Insecta; Coleoptera; Coccinellidae. The transcript has a single exon. The record is from RefSeq and is a predicted model, not a curated record. Gene Ontology annotation, molecular function: SNARE binding; clathrin heavy chain binding; 1-phosphatidylinositol binding. Bases 259 to 2145 code for a protein of 628 amino acids.
AAAUUAAUCAAGUUCUCUGUAAUUUUAUGUCACAUUCUAGUGCAGGAACCUGUUUGAAGUUGAUUCGUAUAUUGACUAGUAGAUGGCGCCUCGUAAAACAUUUCAUUUCAUUCUUAUUGAUUAACUCGCCGGCAGAAGUCGUUCGUCCGAUCGACCUGUCUUUUCGCUGAAAUUUUAUCUCGGUAAGAACAUUCCUCCGCAAAAUGUUAUAAAGGGUUUGUCGAAAUCUAGUUGAAAUUUGUGUAUCCUUCUUCAAAAAUGGCUGGACAAACAAUCAACGACCGUCUUCUUGCUGCCAAGCAUAGUUUAGCAGGUCAGGGUUUGGCAAAAUCUGUGUGUAAAGCAACAACCGAAGAACUUCUUGGACCUAAGAAGAAACAUUUAGAUUAUUUGGUUCAUUGUACUAACGAACCUAAUGUUUCUAUUCCUCAAAUGGCCAAUUUAUUGAUGGAAAGAUCUCAAAAUACAAGUUGGAUUGUGGUAUACAAGGCAUUGAUAACUACUCAUCAUCUUAUGUGCUAUGGAAAUGAAAGAUUCACUCAAUAUCUUGCCUCAAGUAAUGUAUCAUUUCAAUUAUCGAAUUUCGUCGAUAAAACAGGAGUUCAAAGUGCAGUAGGAGCACGAACUGGUUAUGACAUGUCACCUUUCAUAAGACGUUAUGCCAAAUAUCUGAAUGAAAAAGCCUUGUCGUAUAGAGCAGUUGCAUUUGAUUUCUGUAAAGUGAAACGAGGCAAGGAAGAGGGCACAUUACGUUCGAUGAAUUCAGAGAAUCUUCUCAAAACCUUACCCACUCUUCAGAACCAAUUAGAUGCUUUACUGGAAUUCGAUUGUACCCCCAACGACCUCACUAAUGGUGUAAUAAAUAUGUGCUUUAUGUUAUUAUUUAGAGAUCUCAUUAGAUUAUUCGCCUCUUAUAAUGAUGGAAUAAUCAAUUUGUUAGAGAAAUAUUUUGAAAUGAAUAAGAAACAGUGUAGAGAGGCUUUAGACUUGUAUAAAAAGUUUCUUAUUAGAAUGGAUAGGGUUGGUGAAUUUUUGAAGGUUGCUGAAAAUAUCGGUAUCGAUAAAGGAGAUAUCCCUGACCUAACUAGGGCUCCCAAUAGUUUAUUGGAUGCUUUGGAAUCUCACUUGAGUUCAUUAGAAGGAAAUACUCCUACUACUGCUAGUACUCAAAAAAGUCUAAAAUCUGGUGUUUCUGCAUUAUCUAAUACUACUAAUGCUUUUGCAUCUGUUGAUGAUUCUUUUAAACAGGCAGCUGUUGCGGAGGAAGAGGCUGCGCUGAAUCAAUAUAAAGCAAAGAUAGGUUCACCUUCUGCUUCUCAAACUAACCCGUUUUUGAAUGAAGAGCCAGCAGUUGUGAAAACUGAUCCCAUAUUAGAUCUCUUUGCACCUGAAUCUGUAUCCAGUUCAGCAGCUCCACCCGCACAAAGUGGGUCUAAUGCAUUAGAUGAUCUUCUGUCACUAGGAGGUAAUCCUUUCGCUGAUGUAUUUACAUCAGCUCCUUCGAAUACAAGCAUGGCUAAUGGAAAUAUAUUUGGUAGUGCCACAUCACAGGUUCCUUUAACUACUCAAGCUACUGGGACUAACUUGUGGGGAAGUGAUUUUAUUGCUCAUUCUCAACCUCCUUUCGGAUCACAGACACAGCCUACGUUCACUUCUCAACCGCAAUCAAUACCAUUUUCAGCUGGUAGUGCUUUCUCGAAUGUCUUUAAUCCUGCGGAACCAUCUGUAUUUGAUCCUUUAGGAGGUUCCGAUACCAGUAUACCUUCUACAAUUAAAAUGUAUCCUACUGCUGCUGCUGCUCCGCCCCAAAGGCCCCCGCAACCAACAAAACUCCUAACUGGAGAUCUUGAAUCCAGUUUGACUUCUCUAGUUGAAAAUCUUACGAUGGAUUCAGGUAGUCGUUCUUCCCAAUGGAAUUCUCCAAAGAAUCAACCCAAAGCUCCAGUUACUAAUUGGCAGCCUCAGGGUCAACCUAUGGUUCCAACAUCCAUUUCAAGUUAUCGGCCUAUGGCUCAACCAAUGUCUCAAUCGAUGAUGGGUCAGCCCAUGAACAUGACUGCAGUACAACCUCAACAACCCAUGAACAUGAUGGGCAAUGCACCCCCAUCUCAGCCAACUAGCUUCGAUCCUUUUGGGUCUUUGUAAAAUAUAGAGAUUCAAAUCUUCAAAAAUUCACCAAAGAAAGUUACAGUUGAAUAAAUUUGAAAACUGUAUUCGAAGAUGUUCCAGUUGAAAUUUUUUUCUGUGAUUUAUUCUAGACUUGUUUUUGAUUUUGCUUUAAUGUAAUGUAUACUAUGCAGUACUCCAAUAUCACAUAAGAGUUGAAAAUCAUAAGAAUUUUUUAUAUAAGUAUAUUGUUUCGUUCUAUAUGUUUUGAGCGCUAAAGUUCAACAAAACCAAAUACUCUUUAACUUUUAUUAAUACUCUUAUGAAACUGUGACUUAGAUCAUGUAUAUUCCUAAUGAAAAUAUUUUUUGUAAUCUUGAAACUAGUCCUUGUUUUUAUUGAGAUUUUUAUUGUUCCUUGUACUUUAUUUAUUACUUUUUUUAUAUUGAAUGUAAAGCUUUUCAAAAAUCGUUAUAUAAGUUGAAAGUUGUUAUGAAAAGGGCGCAAAUAUUUAUUUAAGAGCAGUAAAUGGCAUUGUUAUAUUUAUUGUUUUUAUGGGAGAAUAUUAUCAAUCACUCUGUAUUAAUUUAACUGUGACCAGUGUAUAAAGAGUAUCACCAAUGCCAUAACUUAGUUUUCUAGGUACUUUAGUUUUUCCUUUAGGAAAAUUGUAUGUAAUUGAAAACCAUAUGACAAUAUAUGAAGGAAAGAGCUGUUGAAUAUAAAUAAAAAGCUUAGAUGUC